Molecule: messenger RNA, 423 nt
Organism: Capsicum annuum
Lineage: Eukaryota; Viridiplantae; Streptophyta; Magnoliopsida; Solanales; Solanaceae
Exons: 2
Coding region: 1-423 (140 amino acids)
Source: RefSeq, a predicted model, not a curated record
AUGGAUGAUAUGAUAAUUACUGAAAGUGAUGAAGAAGAAAUAUCUCGAUUGAAGGAUGAUCCGUCGGUUCUAUUUGAGAUGAAUAAUUUAGGUGAGGUUGAAUGUUUUCUUGAUUUAAAAGUAGAAAAAAUCAGCCACGAGUACUUUAUAUGCCAAAGAAAACACGCUAAGAAUUUGUUGAAGCACUUAGGCAUGGAAGAGGCAAAAGAAAUGACAAUUCCAAUAGAGAUGAAUCUUAAGAUGAAGAAAACCGAAGGCAAGUUGCUGAAAGAUGCGAGAUCAUUUCGACAACUUGAUCCAAGAACUCCUCAUUUAGAGGCAGCAAAAAGAAUCCUGUGUUAUAUAAAAGGAUCAGUUGAUUAUGAUUUUAUGUAUGAGAAAGGGGAUGAUUUUAUGUUGCAAGGAUUUACAGAAGCAGAUUGA